Messenger RNA from Parasteatoda tepidariorum (common house spider), 1148 nucleotides. RefSeq lists its product as uncharacterized. Lineage: Eukaryota; Metazoa; Arthropoda; Arachnida; Araneae; Theridiidae. The record is from RefSeq and is a predicted model, not a curated record. Gene Ontology annotation, molecular function: arylformamidase activity.
ACAGUAAAUUACUAAUAGAUAAAUAUUUUGUCAGAAUAAUGCGAUAAAUUUCGUGGGUCUAGAUUGCAAAAAGUAUGAAAAAUGGUAGUUUUGAUUAGGUUCCAGAAGUUUCGUAAACUGAAUGGACAAUAAUUGUGAGUCAGUACGGUAUUGUAAAACAAUUAUUCAGAUCUGAAAUUGACUUUUUUUCUUUCAAUUUGUGGUAUUUGUUUCUCAAAUCAAAAUGCUUCUAUUGCUAUCUUCUGUCAUUGGUUUGCUGAGUUUCUCCCACUCCAUGCCCUUAGCUAGAAGACUAAUAGAUAUGACAUAUGUUUUCGACGAAACAACACUACGUUUUCCAGGUUAUAAAGAAUUCAAAAUAGACCAUUUGUUUAAUGAAACAUAUGAAGGAUUAGCAUCGAGUUGGUUACAAUUCGAAGAAUUCUCUUCUACAACCCAUACUGGUACACACAUAGACGCUCCAGCUCAUAACAUCAAAGGCGAGAUAACAGUCGAGCAAAUUCGUCUCGAAGACCUGUUCGCACCAGCUGCCGUAAUCGACAUAACUGCAAAGGCAGAAACUGAUCCUGAUGCUGAAGCUACCACGGAAGAUCUACUGCGAUGGGAGGCUGGUACUGGACAAAGCCUGAACGGUGCUAUCAUUCUAUUAAAAUCAGGUUGGGGGCGGAAAUGGAACGACAGUCAGGCAUUUUUCGGCAAUCCUGAUUAUGGCACAUUUCCGUUGCAUUUUCCAGGAAUCAGCGCUGAUGCAUGCCAGUGGUUAGUUGAAAAUCGAAGCAUCAAAGGAAUUGGAACAGAAACAGCGUCUAUCGACAAGGGUUCAACGACUACAUUUCCAGCCCAUGCCAUUAUUUUGGGGCAUAAACUUUUCAUUCUGGAAAAUGUUGCCAACAUUGAUAAACUCCCAAUUUAUGGCGCCAAUUUAUUCGUAUUACCAAUGAAGGUAGGUAAAGGAAGUGGCGCCCCAACUAGAAUAAUUGCUUCAAUUCCUGAAGUCAUUUACAAAAUGCGUAUAAAUGUCCGAGAAAACUAAUAGUCAGAUCAAUUUUAUUUGUUUUUUGUAUUUUUACAAGUAACCCGUCUGUAAUGGGGUCAACAAAUAUAGUUUAUUUUCCUUCUUUGUGCUUCAAUAAAAAAAUAAAACACGG